GGUUCUGAGGAUCAAAUUUAUGGCCGAUGCGGCACUCGCCCAUAUAUGGCCCCUGAAAUAUUCACAGAAUCUCACUAUACCAGAUCGGUGGACUGGUGGGCCUUAGGUGUCAUCAUUUAUGAGAUGAUACUUAGAAAGUUGCCAUUUGAUGGAGACAGUGGUUGUGAGAUUCGUUUAAAAAUUAUGUUUGAAAGGCCAAACUAUCCACCUACCCUGCCUGCGUAUGUCCGUGAUAUACUACAAGGACUGCUGAAUAAAAAUCCUGCACUGCGCCUGGGAUCGACUGUAGAAGGAGCGCACGCGGUUAUGGAACGACCAUUCUUCUUUGGAAUGAAAUGGGAGGCUUUAAGGAGGAAAGAAAUCAAGCCUAUGUUUAUUAUGAAUUACACUGAAUAAGUCUCUUCGAGUAAAGCUAAACUCAAGAACUGGGAAUUAUAUUUAUGGACUGUUUGCUAUAAUAAUGGUCUAGAAGAAAUGGCAAUAUUCUAAGUGGUGUAAACAUCAUGGGCCCGUAAAGUCCCAUGGUGCUAAUCUGCCUGUGGGUGGAGGGUGGGUGGGCCCUUGGACAAAUCUUGCCCAGGGCCCCGCAGGCUUCUGUUACCACCACUGAAUAUACAAGAGUGUUCCAGCUGCCUGAGGAAUAAAGUCUUCUGAUCCUCUGCUGCAAGUCAAAAUGACAAGAACAAGGAUGUUUCACUACUCAUCCGAGCAGCUUCUUCAGUUCAACUGACUGGUAUGAUCCAGAUGCAUCUCGGACCGGUAGAGCGACCUGCAGCACUCUCACUGUUUCACAGACCAGUCCGUCCGUCAGAGAUCUCCAUGUGAAGAUCCACUUGAUGCAGCUGCACCGAAUAAUCUUACCCUGGAAUAUAGUAUUCCAAAAUGUCUUUCUUUUAUAAAAGAAAAUAUAAAUAAAUGUAUUAUAUAUACAUGAA
Messenger RNA from Xenopus tropicalis (tropical clawed frog), 935 nucleotides. RefSeq names its product AKT serine/threonine kinase 1 like (gene akt1l). Gene Ontology annotation, molecular function: ATP binding. The record is from RefSeq and is a predicted model, not a curated record. The transcript is spliced from 5 exons. NCBI's taxonomy places the organism in Eukaryota, Metazoa, Chordata, Amphibia, Anura, Pipidae. The coding region runs from base 46 to 396 and encodes 116 amino acids.